Messenger RNA from Scheffersomyces amazonensis, 2633 nucleotides. It is a transcript of the gene TSR1, whose product is annotated as Tsr1p. Gene Ontology annotation, cellular component: preribosome, small subunit precursor; nucleus. Gene Ontology annotation, biological process: ribosome biogenesis; endonucleolytic cleavage of tricistronic rRNA transcript (SSU-rRNA, 5.8S rRNA, LSU-rRNA); maturation of SSU-rRNA from tricistronic rRNA transcript (SSU-rRNA, 5.8S rRNA, LSU-rRNA). The transcript has a single exon. The record is from RefSeq and is a predicted model, not a curated record. Lineage: Eukaryota; Fungi; Ascomycota; Pichiomycetes; Serinales; Debaryomycetaceae. Gene Ontology annotation, molecular function: GTP binding; U3 snoRNA binding; GTPase activity. The coding region runs from base 152 to 2512 and encodes 786 amino acids.
UACACGUGUUAAUACCACUCAAUAAGGAUGAUCACAGGCACGUGAGAAACAAAAAUAAAUUUUAGCAAUAUCUCAUCUCAUUGAAAUAUUAUGAUUUUAUAUAGUUAAUGAUUAAAUAUUCAAAUUAAUUAAAUAUAUUAUAGAAUUAACCAUGGCAAAAGGUGGUCAUUCACAUAGAUCGACCUUGAAAAACGACCAUAAGCCAUUUAAAUCAAAACAUGCUACCAAAGGUCAAUUAAAAAAUUUAUAUAAAGGUAAAGUUGAAAAAUCCAAUGGAUCAUCUACUAAUGCUACUAAAUCAUUAAAUAAGUUAGAAAGAAAGAAUUUGGCAAAACAAUUAAAGGAAAAUAAGAUCUUAGAAUCCAAAUUAGCUAGAAAAUUAUUUGAAGGAUCUCUGGGAAUAGAAAAAGUCGUAACUAUUAUUGCCUUAACCAAUGAUAUAUCACCAGUUGAUAUUGCCAAUAAAUUAUUUAAUUCAAUAAAUGAAGUAGAGGGUAUUGAAGAUAAAAAGAAUAUUAUUGAUUUCCAAUAUCCAUCUGUUAAUAAUGUUAAUGUGGGAAGAUUCAAAUCAAACAUUAAAGUCAUUAUUCCUGAUCAAGAUAAUUAUCUUAAAGUAUUAGAUGCUGCAAAAGUAUCUGAUUUUAUAGUAUUUGGAAUUUCUGCAGCUAAAGAAGUUGAAAAAGAAUAUGGUGAACAAUUAUUAAGAAGUUUAAUUGCACAAGGUAUCUCAUCUGUUAUUGGUGUUUUACCUAAUGUCGUAAGUUCUUAUCCAAAGAGAAACUUACAAUUGGACAUUAGACAAUCUUUACAAUCAUUCUUUACUCAUUUCUUCCCCAAUGAUGAAAAAUUAUUUGCAUUAGAAGCAGAAUCAGAAAACUUGAAUUGUUUAAGAACUAUAUGCCAAAAGUUUCCUAAAUCUAUAACAUGGAGAGAUUCAAGAGGUUGGUUAAUCGCAGAUCAUGCAACUUGGGUAGAAUCUGAAUCUGAACCAGGAAAUGGUGAAUUAAUUGUAGAAGGUACUGCAAGAGGAACUGGUUUUAAUGCUAACAGAUUAGUUCAUAUUCCAGGUUAUGGUGAUUUCCAAAUUAAUAAAAUUGAACAAUUACCAAAAUCAAGUCGUCGUGGCGUUGAUAUUGAUAUCGAUAUAAAAAGUUAUGUUCCUGAUGAAUCUCAAGAAUCAUUAGAAGAAUUGAAUCCUGAAGAAAUUGAAAUGGAGGAAGAUAACGAAGAUAUUUAUAAUGAUUAUGAUAAUGAUGACGAUUUCGGUAUUAGAAUGGAUGGAAAAACUUAUUUUGAUGAUGAAGGUUCAAAAAAACCAUUAAAAACCAAAAGAUUACCAAGAGGUACUUCUGAAUAUCAAGGAAGAUGGUUUGUUGAUGAUGUACUCGAAAAUGCUUCUGAUUUAGAAAGUGAAGAAGAAGAAGAAGAUAUUCAAAUUGAAGAUGAAGAUAACAAUGGUGUUAGAUUUGCAGAAACUAAUACUGAAUAUGCUCCUACUGAAUUUGGUGAAGAUUCAGAAAUGCAUGUUGAUUUACCACCUGAAGAAGAAGAGAAACAAUUACGUAAGUUCCGUGAAUUGGCUAAGGCUGACUUAGAAUUCCCUGAUGAAAUUGAAAUUCACCCUCAUGAAUCCGCCAAGGAAAGAUUAAGUUCUUUCAGAGGUAUUAAAUCCUUAGCAAAUUGUGAUUGGGAUUAUGAUGAAGAACAUAUAGAACGUCCAUCUAUUUGGAACAGAUUAUUAAGAAUUUCCAAUUAUAAAGCUACCAGAAAUAGAAUCAAUAAAGAACAUAUUAAAAAUACCCAAAUCACCCUUGGGAACAAAAUCAGAAUACAUAUUAAAUGUCCUAAUUUAAUAUUAGAAAAAUUUAAUCCUCAAAGAGAACCUUUCCCAAUUUAUGAAUUAUUACAACAUGAACAUCAAUUAUCUGUAUGUAACUUUUCAUUUGAAAAUUGGGAAGAUUAUGAAGAACCAAUUCAAUCAAGAGAUACAAUGAUUGUUCAAUAUGGUCCAAGACGUCAAGUCAUUAGACCAACAUUUAAUCAAAAUAGUAAUAAUCCAAAUAAUGUUCACAAGUUUGAAAAUUUUACCCAUCCAGGUUUAUCAACAAUUGCUACUGCCAUUGCACCAGUUUUAUUCAACAAUGCUCCAGUAAUUUAUUUUAAACCUAGUGAAACUGAAGGUGCCUUAGAAUUUAUUGGUCAAGGAACAUUCUUGAACUGUGAUCAUACUAGAGUUAUGGCUCAAAGAAGUGUAUUAACUGGUCAUCCAGUUAAGAUUCAUAAAAGAGUUGUUACUGUUCGUUACAUGUUCUUUAAUGCGGAAGAUAUUAAUUGGUUCAAAGCUGUUCCUUUAUUUACUAAAUCUGGUAGAACUGGGUUCAUUAAAGAAAGUCUUGGUACACAUGGUUAUUUCAAGGCUAAUUUCGAUGGUAAAUUGACAUCUCAAGAUACUGUUGCCAUGAGUCUUUACAAGAGAGUCUGGCCAGAAAUUUCAAACUCAUGGACUGAUUAAGUAAAAUUUUCGAAGAAAAGCCACCACCACAAUUAUUGCAUUAUAAUACAACACAUAGCAUCUAUAGCAUUAAAUAUACUUUUUUAGAUAGCGAUAAUCAUAUUCGAUUAUAAAAUUUGGG